UUCCCCCCCCAUCUGACAAGAAGAGAGUUCCGGGUUCUUUCCAGCCGAGAGCUGCUCGCUACUACUACUGCUGCUGUUUUACCACGGAGAUCACGACUGGACCAUGGCUCUUCUACUGGAUAACCAAUUCCGAGAGCUGCCUCCUGACAAGUCGGUAGACACAAAGUUAUUCUUGGAGGCCGUAUCUCACAUUCCUUUAUUUUUUGACUGCUUGGGAUCAAAAGUAUUCUCAAUUAUCAAAUCCGACAUUAAUGGCAAUAUAAUGAAAAUUAAAGCGGUGUAUGUUCAGGAUCCUGCAAAGUACGUCACCCUGCAACACAUCCUGGAGGCAGAGCGAGAAGCCCACGGAGCAGAAUGGCCUAAAGUUGGAGCAACAUUAGCUUUGAUGUGGCUGAAAAGGGGUCUCCGUUUCAUACAGAUUCUGCUGCAGAGUUUGGCAGAUGGGGACAGAGAUGAGAACAACCCCAACCUGAUUCGGGUCAAUAUCACCAAAGCCUAUGAACAGGCGCUGAAGAAAUACCACGGCUGGAUUGUGCAGAAGAUUUUUAAUGCAGCGUUACUUGCAGCUCCUUAUAGGUCUAACUUCCUUAAGGCACUGUCAAAGGGAGAGGAAGUGAAAGAGGAGGAUUGUCUUGCAAAUGUGCGUCAGUUCCUGCUUAAUUACACUGCCACUGUAGAUGCCAUCUACGAGAUGUUCACGAAUCUAAACGCAGAGCUGGACUACACUGUUUGAUGUCCUAGGACAUACGGUGACUGGAGAUGCAGGAGCGUCCUGCAUCGCUAUCUUCCACUAAGUCCACUUUUGAAAGAUGUUUUUAAUAGUUGUUUUAUUUUUUGCUUUCAGUGUGGUAUUUAUUAUUUUGAUUAUGCCUUACUAAAUAUUAAUACUGUAUAUUUGGUCCUAAAAUUAUUCAAUUGCCUUAAAUUUAAACAAUCAUUCUCGCAGAAUUUUAUGUUUUAUGUUCUUAUAUAUAAUUUCAAUUAAUUGCAAGAUUGUCAAAGCAACAGGGCAGCACUCACUCUUAUGCAGGAUUUUGUUACUGUGUGAGUUGCUGUUUUAUUUAUCACAUUAACUGGUGACUUUCACCUGUUCCAUCAGAAGAGGAAUACAAGACUGUAAACGCUGUUAUAACAGGAAAACAGCCCUGUUAAUACUUAACAUUCAGAUGUUCUCUGCCUCCUGAGCCCUGGAGUUCCCUCCGCUGUUAACCUGGGAGCAGCGGCCCCAGAAGUAAUUCUAAAAUUUUAAUGGUACAUUUCCAGUUGUAUAAGUGCUGGAAUCCACUGAGUGCCUUGGUGUUACUGAAUAAAUACAUAAUCUUUUCAAAGUAAGCUCAGAGUUUAUAUAUUUGCCAUCAAUUCUGUUUUAGAGAGAGAGAAUAUUUUUUCCCUUUGAACUGUGUGUGUGUGUGUGUGUG
Seriola dumerili (greater amberjack) is the source of this 1418-nucleotide messenger RNA. RefSeq names its product glycolipid transfer protein-like. Gene Ontology annotation, molecular function: ceramide 1-phosphate binding; ceramide 1-phosphate transfer activity. NCBI's taxonomy places the organism in Eukaryota, Metazoa, Chordata, Actinopteri, Carangiformes, Carangidae. Gene Ontology annotation, biological process: ceramide transport; intermembrane lipid transfer. The coding region runs from base 104 to 733 and encodes 209 amino acids. The transcript is spliced from 5 exons. Gene Ontology annotation, cellular component: membrane; cytosol; cytoplasm. The record is from RefSeq and is a predicted model, not a curated record.